GAGCCGUCCGUCCGUUUCUGCGCUACUCUGGAUGUCAGAUUUGAGAUGAAGGAGGGCGGAGAGGGAGUCAGUCUGGUCAUUGCAUGGUUUCACAACCGUUUGAGCUGUUUGGAAUGGACCUAAAAGGGAGACUGAAAGCCACAGAAAGUGGAAAUCAAUACAUCUGUGUGAUGACCGACUAUUACACCAAAUGGACACAGGCAUACCUGAUUACCUCAAAAACAGGAGAAGAGGUCACAAAACAAAUACUUAAAUUUCUCUUUCAAUUUGAGGCACCAAAAAGAAUUCUAACAGACCAAGGCACAGAGUUUGUGAAUUCGACAAAGAACAUCUGUGAAAAACUUGGGAUUAAAACGAGUCUCUGCGCACCCUACCAUCCACAGACAAACGGUUUGGAAGAAAGAAUGAACGGCACUAUCCAAUGAUCUCUGUACAAACUUUUGGGGUCCAAACCAUACACUUAGGACGAGUAUCUGGACACAGUAAUAUUUGGACUUAGGACAAAAAAACAAAUGACCACAAAGUUUUCAUCUUUCUUUUUAAUGUUUGGAAGGGAAGCUCGGUAUCCAUUUGAGAUCCCUGAGAAAUAUGAGGUUUUAAACAUUAAAAAGUGAAGUUUCAAUUGUAUUGUAAUCACAUAUCAAUUCCAUUGAUGUGUGUUACAGAACAACAGUCCCCACAGUUUAUGGAGGAAGAGACUGUGACUGAAUGCAAAGCAUCUGGAUGCCAUAAAAGAUCUCAUCAAGGAAAAUGUGACCAGAUCACAAACCUUGACAGAGAAAAGUUUGCACUCAGCUAGCAGAAAGUGUGAAACAGUUGGUGUUGACAAAAUGUAAGUCAACAAAGAAAAGGGGGUAAGUUGGAGUCCAACUUUCUUGGACCAUUGAUCAGCAUUCAGCCCUCCAGGGAAAGAAUGCUGACCUUAUUGCAGACAAUGGAGCACUGUAUAAAAACAUCAACAUCAAUCACCUAAAACACUUUAAACUACAAAAGCCACAAAUUCCACACAAGAUAACAAUACCAAAAACAGGAGCCCAGACAUCAGCUCCUCCAGCCCUUCCAACCACCUCAGCUCCUACAGUCUCUCAAGCCGCCUCGGCUCCACUCCCUACAGCCACCUCGGCUCCAUUCCUUAAAACCGCCUCGGCUCCAUUCCUUCCAACUGCCUCGGCUUAUACAGUCCCUCCAGCCGCCUCAGUUCCUACAGUUCUUCCUACCGCAUCGGCUCCUACAGUCCCUCCAGCCAACUCGGCUCCGACAGUUGCAUCCAACCACCUCGGCUCCAGUCCUUCCAAUCGAUUCAGCUCCUACAGUCCCUUCAACCACCUCGGCUCCUACAGUCCCUUCAACCACCUCGGCUCCUACAGUCCCUUCAACCACCUCGGCUCCUACAGUCCCUUCAACCACCUCGGCUCCUACAACCCCUACAACCACCUUAUCUGACACGAUUUCAACAGAACCGUUGGAACAACCGCACAGAACACAGAGUUUAAACAUUUUAAUGCUGGAUCAACAGAAAUAAAUGGGCUGCAUUUACUUCCGGCCCUCCAUCUGCAUUGGGUGAUGUCGAUGCUACGUCAUCUGAAGCCCAGCAAUUCAGAGUUUUAAACAAGGUAUGGAGAUGAACACAUAAAGGCACCCAUGUCCUCCUGUCAAAGAUAGGACCAUACAAAUUACUUUGCUGGGACUUUGCCAGAAUUUGUCCUGGACAAAAGCUGGAGAGUGAGUUUAUUAAUGCCUACCUUCAUCUCAUGGUCAACAACUUUAAUUGGAAUCAACAGCAACAAGCCACGCUAAUUGACAGCUUUGAAAUGUCACGGGUUUGGCUCAAAAAAAGUUCCAGGUUAAAGAUUGAUCCAGAAAAAUUCAAAGUAAUUGUGGGGAUUGUUAAAGUCACCAUUGGAGGCAGUAAGCACAUUUAUGAGAAGCAAAGGGAUGAAAGUAUCAAGGUGGAAAUGUGAAACAGUCCAACAUGCCAUCCAGCAAGAUGAUGUUUCAUGUGGUGUGUUUGCUCUUAAUGUGCUGUUAACAAAAAUGUGUACUUGACUAGGACUACUUAUAUUUUCUAUGUACUGUCAAUUUAUAUAACCUUAAUGUCUACUGUGCUCUCUCUUUCCACAUACAUCUUUAUCUUUAGAUAGAUAGCUUUAUCUAUGUCAUGAUUUGUCGUUUUGGUGAUGAUAAGGAUGGACACGGUGGACCCAGGUUGCAGAGUAAAUGAUGGUUUUAAUGGUGAUAAAAAAGGGCACAAAAAGUCCAGGCAGCACAGAUGAGCAUUUAGGCAAGGAACUCACACUGGUAGCAACUGGAACAGAACUAGUCAACGACAGACACGACCAGGAUCCAACAAGGAGCAGAGAACACAGGAUUUGCUCACCGUUAACUGCACACUUUCACUGUUGCCGUGCCAAACUGCGGAUGCACAGAAAGUACGAGAGUCAAAGGAGGCAUCUGUACCACUCUGCGAGAAGGCACAGUGCUGUGGUGAUUUCAGGAACAGAGUUGGCCCGUCAGAUUCACAGAGAAAUCCAGCGUGAUGUGGAAGAGCUAGUCGCUCAUGGCAACAUGAGACCCCAUCUUGGCGUCAUCUUAGUCGGAGAUGACCCAGCCAGUCAUACCUAUGUUAAGAACAAGACCCGGGCAGCCACCAUCCUGGGUAUUUCCAGUGACACAGUGGUUCGGCCCAGCUCGGUUUCCCAGGAGGAGUUGCUGGAGCUGAUUGAUGAGAUGAACCGUGACUGGAGGGUCAGCGGUCUCCUGGUGCAGCUGCCACUUCCAGAGCACAUCAACGAGCGAGCUGUGUGUAAUGCAAUCGCUCCAGAGAAGGAUGUUGACGGUUUCCAUAUUGUGAACAUUGGAAAGUUGUGCCUGGACCAGAGAUCGAUGGUACCUGCGACGCCUGCAGCGGUCUGGGAGAUGAUCAAAAGAGCAGGAAUUGAGACAGUGGGAAAGAAUGUCUUGGUUGCUGGUCGCUCCAAAAAUGUUGGAAUGCCUAUUGCUAUGUUGCUGCAUACAGAUCGCAACCAUGAACGCCCUGGAGGUGAUGCCACAGUGACGAUCGCUCACAGAUGUACACCAAGGGAUCAGCUGAAAAAACUAACUAUCCUGGCUGACAUCAUCAUUGCAGCAGCAGGUGUUCCAGGUCUGAUCACAGCAGACAUGGUGAAAAAGGGUGCAGCAGUUAUUGACGUCGGCAUAAAUCGCAACCUGGACCAGCACACAGGGAAAGUCCGGCUCAUCGGGGAUGUGGAUUUUGAGGGAGUGAAGGAGAAAGCAGGUUUCAUAACACCUGUUCCCGGAGGUGUGGGUCCAAUGACUGUUGCCAUGCUCAUGAAAAACACUGUGACUGCUGCCAGAAAUGCACUGAUGCAUUAAAAAAAGUAUACACCCUUCAUUUUAGUUUGCAUUGCAGAGAGGUAAAAGCAUAGGAACAUGCGAUAACCUGCAUACAUUUCAGCACACACUCAAAAACGAACCCUUCUGCUGAACAAUUACACACUUUUAUUUCAACAGUUUUGACCUCAAGAUUUCAUACUUGCCUGGAAACCUACUUGAUAUGUACCAUGUUUACUUCCAUAUUUAUUUAUUUUAUUAUUGCAAUUCAGAUUUUGCUUUUGUACAUGUUAGAUUAAUAUUUUUUCUACUGCAGUGUUUUGAUUUAUUGAAUAUGCUUAGAAAUUAGCAAGAAAGAAGUCAUAAUAAAAGUGGGUUUCAGUCAGUGUCAUGUCAAUGGGUUUGUUUUUCCAUUAUCAGUAUUAAAUUUCUGUAUAAUUGG
Poecilia latipinna (sailfin molly) is the source of this 3775-nucleotide messenger RNA. It is a transcript of the gene mthfd2l, whose product is annotated as methylenetetrahydrofolate dehydrogenase (NADP+ dependent) 2 like. Lineage: Eukaryota; Metazoa; Chordata; Actinopteri; Cyprinodontiformes; Poeciliidae. Gene Ontology annotation, molecular function: methylenetetrahydrofolate dehydrogenase (NADP+) activity; methenyltetrahydrofolate cyclohydrolase activity; methylenetetrahydrofolate dehydrogenase (NAD+) activity. The record is from RefSeq and is a predicted model, not a curated record. Gene Ontology annotation, cellular component: mitochondrion. The transcript has 17 exons. Bases 2218 to 3375 code for a protein of 385 amino acids. Gene Ontology annotation, biological process: tetrahydrofolate interconversion.